AUCAGUAGCUAGCUGUUCGAAGCUUUCAGCCGAUCGAGCACCAUCGUCACAGUCAGUAGUAGCCAAGCAUAUUUCUUUCUCCGAGUGAUUUGCGCUGAGCGAUCAGUUCAUCCAGAGCGAGCGGAGCUGAGCUGAGCUGAGCGAGCUUGCGUUGCUUGAGAGACCCUGCUGCCAUGGCUUCCCACCAGGACAAGGCUAGCUACCAGGCCGGCGAGACCAAGGCCCGCACCGAGGAGAAGACCGGGCAGGCGGUGGGGGCGACCAAGGACACGGCGCAGCACGCCAAGGACCGGGCGGCGGACGCGGCGGGGCACGCGGCGGGCAAGGGCCAGGACGCCAAGGAGGCCACCAAGCAGAAGGCGUCCGACACCGGCAGCUACCUGGGCAAGAAGACCGACGAGGCCAAGCACAAGGCCGGCGAGACGACGGAGGCCACCAAGCAGAAGGCCGGCGAGACGACGGAGGCCGCCAAGCAGAAGGCAGCCGACGCCAUGGAGGCCGCCAAGCAGAAGGCCGCCGAGGCCGGGCAGUACGCCAAGGACACCGCUGUCUCCGGCAAGGACAAGUCCGGCGGCGUCAUCCAGCAGGCCACUGAGCAGGUGAAGAGCGCGGCGGCGGGCGCCAAGGACGCGGUGAUGAGCACGCUGGGGAUGGGCGGGGACGACAAGCAGGGCGACGCCAACACCAACAAGGACUCCUCUACCAUCACCAGGGAUCACUAGACGCGUGUAUGCACACGCACUUGGUCCGAUCCUGUCGUCCGUGACCCUGUUUGCUUGUUCGCGAGUCCAGUAUGGGUUUGUGCACGUUUUCAGUGUCAUGGUUUCCUUCUCUACGAAAUUUGGUGUUGUAAGUUUGAUUCGCAGGUACGUUGCUGUGUUUUUUCUGCGUCAUCAUGUCUGUAAACGAGUCGGGCGGGUUUGAGUGUCCUUUGUUGUGAUAAUAAAGUUGGUAAAUCGUAAUUAAUAUAUAGCAUGCGACUGUCUUGCUAUGGCCUA
This is a messenger RNA of Zea mays, 998 nucleotides long. Its product is annotated as lea protein group 3. The record is from RefSeq and is marked provisional. The coding region runs from base 174 to 722 and encodes 182 amino acids. NCBI's taxonomy places the organism in Eukaryota, Viridiplantae, Streptophyta, Magnoliopsida, Poales, Poaceae. Gene Ontology annotation, cellular component: nucleus. The transcript is spliced from 3 exons.